Molecule: messenger RNA, 1239 nt
Organism: Cynocephalus volans (Philippine flying lemur)
Lineage: Eukaryota; Metazoa; Chordata; Mammalia; Dermoptera; Cynocephalidae
Gene: ALLC
Product: allantoicase
Exons: 11
Coding region: 1-1239 (412 amino acids)
Biological process (GO): allantoin catabolic process
Molecular function (GO): allantoicase activity
Source: RefSeq, a predicted model, not a curated record
AUGGCUGACACUCCGAAGGAGGGAAAACUAACCAGGUUUGUGAACUUCACCCAGCUGAUCGACAUGGCAUCUGAGUCUGUAGGAGGAAAGAUUUUAUUUUCGACAGAUGACUUUUUUGCUCCUGCAGAAAACCUCAUAAAGAGUGACAGCCCAAGCUUUAAAGAACAUGAGUACACUGAGUUUGGAAAGUGGAUGGAUGGAUGGGAGACCAGGAGGAGAAGGAUUCCAGGUCACGACUGGUGCAUCAUCAAGCUGGGGAUACAAGGGAUUAUCCGGGGCUUCGACGUAGACAUCUCCUACUUCACAGGAAACUAUGCUCCUCAAAUGUCAAUUCAAGCAGCGAACUUGGAUGAAGAUAAACUACCCGAAAUCCCGCAGAGAGGAGUGAGGAUGGGAGCUGCAGCCACAGCUGAGGAGUUUGAAGCCAUUGCUGAGCUAAAAUCCAACGACUGGAAUUACUUGGUUCCCAUGACAGAGCUUAAGCCAGAAAGACCUGCUUCCAGCCACAACUAUUUUCUUGUCAAUUCCCAGCAGAGAUGGACUCAUGUAAGACUCAACAUUUUCCCAGAUGGUGGGAUUGCACGUCUCAGAGUGUAUGGUACUGGACAAAAGGACUGGAUUGCAGCUGACCCCAAAAAGCCUGUAGACCUAGUGGGCAUUGCUUUUGGGGGUGUCUGUGUAGGAUUUAGUAAUGCCCAUGUAGGGCACCCAAACAAUAUAAUAGGAGUUGGCAGGGCAAAGUCCAUGGCAGAUGGCUGGGAAACCGCAAGAAGGCUGGACAGGCCACCAAUCGUGGAACAUGAUGAGACUGGCGUUCUUCUGGGUUCGGGUUGUGAAUGGGCAGUUUUCCGACUGGCACACCCUGGAGUCAUAACUCAAAUUGAAAUCGAUACAAAAUAUUUUAAAGGUAAUUCUCCUGACACUUGUAAACUGGAUGGCUGUGUCCUGACAACUCAGGAAGAAGAAGAUAUGAUCAACAAAAAGUGGAAUCUUGCGGCCCAUAGGUGGAAACCGCUGCUCCCCGUCACCAAGCUCUCUCCCAACCAAAGCCACUCGUUUGACAGCCUAACCCUGGAGCUACAGGAUGUCAUCACGCACGCGAAGCUCACCAUUGCCCCCGACGGGGGUGUGAGCCGCCUCCGGCUCAAGGGCUUCCCCAGCUCCAUCUGCCUCCUGUGGCCCCGGGAGAGGCCCAUGAAGACGUUCUCGGUGAAAGCCCACUUCCAGGCCAACCUCUAG